CAAUGGAGAACCUGGAAGGAGGAGAGGGGGGGGUGCCGGGGAGGCGCGAGGGGCUCCACUGGGAAACCACCGCCUCUCAGGACGGCCAAAAAGUCAUCGGCUGAAUAAGGAAAUGAAGCGUAAUUUGAGGAAGAUGGAUGAGCCCCCAGGGAAACACCCCCUUUUCAUUCCCCUUGUAUUGCCGAUGAUAACCAAUGCGCGCUCGGCGUCUCCUCCUCUGCGCGCACGGAGAGGGGCGGAGUGAGGAGGCGCGCGGAGGGGAGAGGUAGAUAGAUAGAUAGAUGGAGAGUGUGUUUAUGUCUCAGAGUGGGACAAAAAGGUAGCGCUUGGGCAACAAAGCGCCCGACUGACUGGGGAUAGGCAGCGCGCGCACAGGGAUGACAGCACUCCAGAGGAUCUACUCCCCAUCCAACUGAAAGUUUGGCCGCAGAGAGGACACUCAAGUUUCCUUCCACAGAUUUUUUUUCCUGCAGAUAUGCAGAGACCAGGCGGGCAGGGGACCGCGUUCUCCAUCGACUCCCUGAUAGGGACCCCCCAGCCCCGGCCGGGACACCUGCUCUACACGGGCUACCCCAUGUUCAUGCCCUACAGGCCGCUGGUCAUCCCGCAGGCUUUGUCCCACUCGCCGCUGUCAUCCGGCAUCCCUCCGCUCGCGCCGCUGGCCUCCUUCGCGGGGCGGCUCACCAACACGUUCUGCGCCAGCCUGGGACAGGGGGUGCCAUCCAUGGUGGCGCUCACCACCACCAUGCCGAGUUUCUCGGACCCGCCGGACAGUUUCUACCCGCCGCAGGAGCUGCCCGGUCCGCGUUUGAGCGCGGCUGACCCCGGCGCGCGGAGGCAGGAGAGUCCGCACACCGACGAGCUGCACAGCCGCGACAAGGCGCAGGAGCUGCUCAACUUCUCGGAAACUUUCCAAACUAUAUCGGGUGAGACAAAACUGUACAGUUCAGAUGAGGAGAAGCUGGAUCUAAAAUCCGCAGACACGGCGUGCAGCGACCGGGAGGACAGCUCCGCAGACAGCGAGAACGAGAGCUUCUCAGACGGGAACAACUGCGGGCCGCUGGGCUCCCAGAAGGGCAAACUAAAGAGCAGCUCCCAGGAGGCGCUGCCCACCGGCAGCUCGGCGGGGAAGAGCCGCCGGAGACGAACAGCUUUCACCAGCGAGCAGCUGCUCGAGCUGGAGAAGGAGUUUCACUGUAAAAAGUACCUGUCCCUGACCGAGCGCUCGCAGAUCGCGCACGCGCUCAAGCUGAGCGAGGUGCAGGUGAAGAUCUGGUUCCAGAACCGCAGAGCCAAGUGGAAACGGAUCAAAGCCGGCAACGUCAACAACCGCUCAGGAGAGCCGGUGAGGAACCCCAAAAUCGUGGUGCCCAUCCCCGUGCACGUCAACAGGUUCGCAGUGAGGAGUCAGCACCAACAGAUAGAGCAGGGGACCCGACCGUGAACGCGCAGACUAUGGACACAAACCCAGACUCUGAUCUGCUGAACGCAUGACGCACAAAACGGAGGAUUCACUUGUUUGGUCAGAAAGGUGAGAAUUUGCUCACAAACAGAGAAAUAAUUUGGCAAUAUGCUUUUCUUUUUUUAUUUUUAUUUAUUGUCAUGUAAAUAUAUAAAUAGAAAUAAGGAGAAGUUAUGAGAUGUGGCUGUAAAUAUUUUUUAAGUAUUUAUGUAGGGCCGAAACGUUCUGUUGUGCAUGUUCUGAAAAAAAAAAGAAACAUUUUUAUUUCUUUUUGUGUUUCGUACAAUUUGUUGAGCCACGUUUGCAUGUAACGUUUUGUUUGUGGGAAACACCUUUCAGAGAUAUUUGUUGAAGAAUGAAAAGAGGAAAAAAUGUCAAGGAAAUAACGACCAAACAAGGGACAAUUGUAAAUUAUAAUUGACCUAAUAAAUCACUUUAUAUAUGAAAGCUG
Molecule: messenger RNA, 1913 nt
Organism: Oryzias melastigma (Indian medaka)
Lineage: Eukaryota; Metazoa; Chordata; Actinopteri; Beloniformes; Adrianichthyidae
Gene: gbx1
Product: gastrulation brain homeobox 1
Exons: 2
Coding region: 476-1444 (322 amino acids)
Biological process (GO): regulation of nervous system development; regulation of transcription by RNA polymerase II
Cellular component (GO): nucleus
Molecular function (GO): DNA-binding transcription factor activity, RNA polymerase II-specific; RNA polymerase II transcription regulatory region sequence-specific DNA binding
Source: RefSeq, a predicted model, not a curated record